AUGGUGUUGUGGUGGUGGUCCGUGUGGGCGGGAACCUUGGUCGUCGACGGGGCGCGUUGGAUCUUGACGUUGGACGCGUACGACGAAGAAUGUUUCUUACUCCGGACUCCCACCACACAUUCCUCACGUCGUCGGAAUCCCCCGCAACCCGUACUCACGGGUGACUACGGACUCAUCGACGACGUGUCGGCUGAUCCGUUGCUUCUUUACGUGACGCAAGGCAGUGACGAACGCGUCGUCUACCAAACUCGGGGUCGACCCUCCGAUACCUUUCGACUCCCAGUGCAACUCAAGGAACAAUACUGGCUGUGUAUUCAGAAUUCGUCACACGGACCGGAAGACCACCACUUGGAAGAACCGGAACACGAAGACGGACGAACCCGACGCGUCGGAUUGGCCUACCGACUCGAAUACGAUCACAACCAACACGACAAUGAUGACGACGACGACAAUAAUAAUAAUCACCACCGAUUGCCACAAGAGGUUCAGUCGCACGCAGACGAAUGGCGCACGCAGUCUGGGGACAUUCACGAUCAGUUCCGCAAUCUGCAAUCGCAUCACGAGUAUCUCAAGGUCCGCGAAUCCAAUCACCGGGCCCUGGCUGAACAUAACUUUUCCGCCGUACUCAUCUGGACGUUGGCCGAAGCCGGCGUCGUCCUCACCGUGGCCUGCGCACAAAUACUUUACCUGCGCAGAUUUUUGGAACGACAAAAUUCCCGAAUGUACUAA
Molecule: messenger RNA, 729 nt
Organism: Phaeodactylum tricornutum CCAP 1055/1
Lineage: Eukaryota; Bacillariophyta; Bacillariophyceae; Surirellales; Neidiaceae
Exons: 1
Coding region: 1-729 (242 amino acids)
Biological process (GO): Golgi organization; intracellular protein transport; endoplasmic reticulum to Golgi vesicle-mediated transport
Cellular component (GO): COPII-coated ER to Golgi transport vesicle; Golgi apparatus; endoplasmic reticulum-Golgi intermediate compartment
Source: RefSeq, a predicted model, not a curated record